Molecule: messenger RNA, 4165 nt
Organism: Acyrthosiphon pisum (pea aphid)
Lineage: Eukaryota; Metazoa; Arthropoda; Insecta; Hemiptera; Aphididae
Product: gamma-tubulin complex component 6
Exons: 19
Coding region: 790-3609 (939 amino acids)
Biological process (GO): mitotic cell cycle; cytoplasmic microtubule organization; microtubule nucleation
Cellular component (GO): microtubule organizing center; spindle pole; gamma-tubulin complex
Molecular function (GO): gamma-tubulin binding; microtubule minus-end binding
Source: RefSeq, a predicted model, not a curated record
UAUUUAAAUAUAUAUUAAACGUAAUGUCAAAAGUUAAACAGUCAAUGUAGUCAAAAAAGCUUUUUAAAUUUUUAAUAUCAGAAUAUGUAUGAAGAUAAUGACACUUAAUACUUAUAGUAAGGCACUGUAUGAGUUUAGAAUCUCAGUUAAUAUCAAAUAAGUUAAGAGUAUUGUACUUUAGUAAUAUCUUGGUGCAUAAAGUAUUGUUUAAUUUCAGUACUUCCAGAUUCUAAUACUCAAAUUGUAUGGAAAACAAAUUGAGUUUUUCAUGAAAAUUUUAAGCCAGCUGUCUUAUGGAUUUCUCUAGUGUUGAAUAUUAUAUUAUUUUGUGUGUCUUAAUUGUUCCAGUCUAUUAUUUUUUUCAACUUUGGGCAUGGCUAGGAUGGGAAUUGUUUAAGAAUAAUUAAUCAUCAAAAACAAAACAUUGCUAUCCAAAAAUGAAAAUACCAUACUUAGAUACAGUAGAAAUUGGUUAAGAAGACGCCACACCCGCAUCUAUCUUACAAAGACAUAACAUAGCAAAUUGUAUAUUCUGAAUAAUUUAAAAUUAAAAUUUAAAAAAAACUUAUGAGGUUCACAAGAUAAUACUCUUAUUUCUAAAAUUGAUCAAUGUUCUUACAUAAACAUACCUGAGUAUAUAGAUUAUUCAGAACGUACAGUUUGCCAUAAUAUGCGUUUGUAAGACAGAGACACCGCAUGUGGAUGUUUAUUCUCCUUGUAACUGGUUGGUUGUUAUAUUCGUUUGGAAUGAGAGCUUGUAUAAUUGGAAAAAAAUAAUAAUCAAACACGAUGUCUACUAUAUGCAGUUCAAGAGUUCUAAAUAUUUUAAAUGAAGAAAAAGAUAAUUCAAAUUUAUUUGAAAAAGGAAAUUCUGUGUAUAACCGAUCAGAUGUUGCAGACAUAGAAAAAAAUAUCCCAAACAUAUUUAUUACCCCAGAAUGUAAUCAAUUGGAUUGUGUUUUAUACCCAUCGAGUAUAACAAAAAGAGAAAAAGCCAUUCCCAAUAUAUUUGAUUUCAAUGCAUUUCAAGCGAGGUCUACAAAUACUUUCAAUUAUACAGAUAAAUUCUUUGAUUAUCCUAAUUUAUUUACCUUGGACAAGAUAUAUUCAGAACCAUGUGGUUACAAAAGUAAUAUCUGGGAAAAACAUGGUAAUUAUACAAGUGUAUUUAGUCUAUCAGAUUUUCAGCACACUGAUUGUGCACAACAUUUAGAGAUUAAUAAUAGGGAUCACCCAAAUAAAGAACAAAUAUAUAAAGAUGAUAAAUUUUCACUUGAAUCCAAGGAGAUAUUUACUAGCAGCAAUAAAUCAGAAGUAAAUGAAUCAAAUACAACUGAAAAAUGUUCUAUCACAGGAGAAGAAAAGAUUAGUUCUGCUUUAUGUUUUUGGUAUAUGGCCACGGGAAUAAAUGUGAGAGAUCAUAACUUAAAAACAUAUUUUCCUCAAAGAGAAAUUAGUGGCAUAUGUAUCAUGCAAGAUAUUAAACUAAUGUUGAUCAAUAUGGGCACAACUUAUUUCCUUGUAGAUAAAGAAACACUUAUGUACAAACGGAAUGGAAACAUUAGUAUAAGUGGCUUAACACCAGAAAUGUUUGAGUCUGCUACUGAUCCAAUUUUGGAGUGUUCUAAUUUAUACAAAAUUAUCAGUAUCACAAUAACCAAAUGGAAGGAAAUGUGUGACAAUAGUAUAGUUCAAGCAUUCAUAUUUUCUGUAUCUAAUAUAUUGGAUGAUUAUGAACGUUCAAUUUAUGCUGUAUCAAACGAAUCUUUGUUGUCACUCGUUGGUCGUUUAUCUUUUAUAACUCCUCGCUUACAGUUGUUAGCGAGUAUAUGUUGUAUAAAAACACAUGGUUGCAUGGUCAUUCCAGAUCGUAUACCUUGUGGUAUAACAUUGUUGAACAAAAUUCAUGAUUAUUUGUUUGAAUAUCGAUUUCCGAGCGAUUUAUUUCUGAAGAUGUUGUUGUACAUUUUUGAAUCAUGCUGCUUAGCUUAUUUCAGAUUAUUAUCAAAUUGGGCAUUAAAAGGGGUGUUAAAUAAUGAAGAAACUGGCAUGUUUAUUAAAGUAAAACCAGAAAUUGACGAUGAAGAUUUUGAUAGUCGUAUACAUUGGAAUCGUUUUAUAAUAGAUGAGAGUGUAGAAGUUCCAUUAUUUUUAAAUAAAUACAAACACGAUAUCUUACAUUGUGGAAAAACUAUUAAUUUCUUCAAAAAAUUCAACGAUUUAAAUGUGUUUUUACCAAAUUUAACUUGUUGUUUUGAUGCUGUUGAUUCUCAGAAGACUUAUGAACAAUUUUCAACUUAUUUCAAGUAUGACCCUAGUUCAAAAAAUGUAAAUUGUGUAAAAAGAAUGUCAAAUUGUUAUCUUUAUGAAUCAAUUGUUGGGUCUAAUUACUCAAAAGACAAUACUGAUAGUAAUACAACUGAAAAUAUAACCAAUGUUACAGACAUUAAAAUUUAUUCUAACAAUGAAAGUUAUGAAUUGUUUCAAAUACCUGAUUGGACUUUAGUUAAUAAUAUAUAUGACUUUAAUAAACCUUAUGGAUUUUUUGUGAAUCAUAAUGAUUCAUUAACAUAUAAUGGAAAUAUUUUUGAUGUUAUUAACAUGAUGGAAUAUGUACCACAUUCAAUACUAAUACCUGCUCGCAUACAAAAGAGUGUUUGUGAUAAGCAAAUAUUGGACAUGUACUUUUCCCAAGAAAAUUUAAUGGAACAUCUAUAUUACUUAUCCCAGUGCUUCUUUUUAAUGAAUUGGUCGUUUUCAUCUAAACUGUGCCAAACUCUAUUUGACGGUAUUGUGACCAACAGACAACAACCUACUAACAUCUUCAAUCCAGUCAAGUUAAAAUCUAUUGUAGAUGAUGCUAUUCAAGAUAGUUUUAAAAGACAAGAACUACAUAAUUUGACAUUAGAGAUGACUUUUAUCCCAAGCUUAAAUGGAUUUAUUGAUAUUUCAGAUGUAGAAUGUAUAGAAUUAAAUUAUUCACCUAAAUGGCCAAUGAACAUGAUUUUGUCAAACAAAAUAUUAUUGAAGUAUAGACGAAUAUUCUUGUUUGCCAAUAAACUAGAAUUUGUUUCUUGGAGUUUAUUAAAAGCAAGGGAAAUAUUGAAUGUAUAUAAAAAUGAUAAAGGAUUACAAUUUAGAAAGAUUAAUCUUUUUAAACAUUGGAUGAAUCAAUUUGUAUCAUCUAUUCAGCAGUAUUAUAAGCAAGUGGUAAUUAGCACAUGCUGGUCAGAAUUAAACGAAAACUUUGAAAAUGUAAAAAAUUAUGAUGAUUUAUUUACGUAUCACAAACAAUACAUGCAUAAAAUGAUAAAGCGGUGUUUCAUGAUUGUUGGUCUCAAAGAUAAACUUAUUAUGUUGAACAAAAUAUACAUAGAAAUAUUAGCUUAUUAUCAAGCAUUAGCGAGUGGUCAAUUUUACAUGAAAAAUAAUGAAUGGUUACAUUCAGAGUUCAUCAGUAUGGAACAGUCUUUUUCUCGGUUUAUAAAGCUAAGAGAAAUGUUUUACAUGAGUGUAUUGAAAACGGUGCAAACCCAGGGAAAUCAUUACAUAGAACAAUUAGAGAGUUUAAUUACUAUACUUGGACCGUUAAAUAAUAAUUUUACAUGAGCAGUUAUGUUAAUAAACAACACUUAAGUAUAUUUUUAAAUUGUUAUUAAGUUACCCAUAUUAAAUGUUAUUUUUUUUAAUAUAGUUAAUGUACUCAAAGUUUUCUAGAAAACAAGCUUCAGUAACUUCAGUUGAAAUGUUAUGUGCUACACACACAAAAAUGUUAUACUAAAGACUCACUACUAUUGUGUUAACAUUGUUAACUAUCAUAUUGAUUAAUAUGUAAUUUAUUGUUAUUUUAAUACUAGUUUUUUUUUUAUACUGUGUCAUAAAAUUAUAUAUAUUAACUUCCAUGAUUAAAUAUUGGUGUUUCGAUUACAUUAUAUUAAUUUAUUUACUGUCAUACAGUCAUAUUAUGUUCUUGGUUGAAUUUAAUUUGAUUACGGAAAUAGACAUAAUAAUUUGACAUAAAUUGAACAAUGCAUUUUUAUUAUAGAUUCGUAAACUGUGCUUGUGAACCAGAAAAACUUGGCUUACCCAUAAAGUGUAAUAUUUGUUAAAUAUUUAUUUUGAAACAAAAAUUGUUAUGGACAUCAAAAUGUUAUGUAAAUUUAAU